CCACCCACGUUGACAUCACUUACACUUGGCCACUACUUUAAUGGCAAGCUUGUUCCAAAUGUGCUGCCAGAGUCAAUCACCACACUCACCUUUGGAUACGACUUUAACAACACUCUCGAUCCUUACGUGCUGCCAUCAUCAAUCACCCAAUUGACAUUUGGAUAUUCAUUCGAUCAACCAUUGGUCGAAGGCUCACUACCCUACUCACUACAAGAGUUAACAUUUGGAUACGAGUUUGACAGACCAUUGCCUCCAAAUGUGCUUCCACCAAACCUCCAAGUGUUGACUUUUGGUGUCGACUUCAAUCAAUUGAUUGACAAUGAUGUCUUGCCAUUGUCCCUCACACAUUUAACAUUUGGUAUAUCCUACAAUUGUCCAUUUGACGAGAGGACACUUCCGAGUUCACUACAAACGCUCAGGUUUGGUCUUCGCUUCAACGCGCCCAUCAGGCCUCGGCAACUACCUCAAUCCCUCACCUAUAUUUCAUUUGGAGACUACUUUUGUCAACCACUUCAAGAGCUUCCAGCCUCACUGGAGACACUUAUGUUUGGACCCUUGUACAAUCUACCCAUCUCUCCAACGUUGCUAUCAUCAUUAUCAUCACUCACCAACAUAUCAUUCGGUUACAAUUUCAAUCAUACUCUGCGCCCUGGAUAUCUUCCAGAAUCACUCACGCUGUUAAACUUGAAUGACUCAUACAACAGUGAACUUGAACCAGGUACUCUACCGAGCUCUCUGGUUAAAUUGACAAUUGGACGACAAUAUAAUCAUCCGAUCAAAGAUGGAGUGUUGCCAGGGUCACUCCACAAGUUGAAACUGGGACAAACGUUCAACAAGACAAUUGUAUUUCCAAACAAACUUCAAUCUCUCACAUUGGGCACACUACAACAAUUACAUUAUAUACGAUUACUAUCACAAUCAAUGCAGAAAUUGACAAUCAGAAUGGUCGAUCUACAAGAUGAUAUUCCAAAAUCAAUCACAAAUGCGCCAAGCAUCAGGGAGAUGAUUGCAUGGAUUGGCUUUGGCUCCAAACACCUGAAAGGGUCUCAUAGUCCUCAGAGACUCCAACAUCUCCAACGUGGACUGAUCAAAAAGAUGGUUCAAGCUCUACCCAAUGUUCAUAACUUUAGGAUCAACAAUAUGAUUGGGAUAGUUCCACUAAAUUGUAGACUGUUGGACAAGGAUCACCUACUGUGCGUGUCAUGGAGUCUCAUACCACAAGCUCCAAAGGUCUUGAUAUUGCCACUAUUGGACAAGAAGUCAUUCAGAUCAUUU
Molecule: messenger RNA, 1275 nt
Organism: Acytostelium subglobosum LB1
Lineage: Eukaryota; Evosea; Eumycetozoa; Acytosteliales; Acytosteliaceae
Exons: 1
Source: RefSeq, a predicted model, not a curated record